GGUCAGUGGCCACUUUUCUUUUGUUCGUUUCCACUGCUUGUCGCUCCUUUCCUCCCGCCGUAGUUGCUGUUCUUUAGACUUCUCCCAAUAUGUGGGAUGCUCUACGAUUGAUCAACCCUUUCCAGGGGAACGGCUAUACGCCCCUUGGAAACUACUCCCUACCAUCUAGCCACCGAAUAGGAACAUACUUAAAAAUAACUACCGCUGUCUCUAUCGUCGUACUCCUCGCCUUCCUCCUCCAUCCUCUGUCCGCGGCAGAGAGUUAUGGCCUACUACUCUACCAUCACCGGAACGCAAUACCCAGCAUAGUACACUAUGUCUACAUCAAGAAGGAGCAAGACUCGGUAAUCGACUUCCCCUUCGCCCACUUUCUUACACUAUACGCAUCGGUUCUGUACAUAUGGCCGUCCCGCAUCUUCAUCCACAGCGACUACAACGCCUCCGAGAUCGCCGAAGCCGCCGCCACUGGCAGCCCCUGGACCCGCAAAGUCCUCAACUUCUCAGACAUCGUACAAUGGAAUCACGUCCAAGCACCCGAGUUCGCGGGUCCGAACGAGAACACUCGCAUUAGCGCAAUCCAACAUAAAUCCGACUUCAUCCGCUGGGAACAAAUCGUCAAGACGGGGGGCAUCUACAUGGACUGGGAUGUUGUGCCACUACGCCCACUGACGCCGCUGCUGAAUGCUGGAUUUGCCUUCAUCGCCGGAAGGCAGUACGGCGGCAAAGACGAAGGUGGUCAAAUAAACGGCACCAUCAACAAUGGAGCAUUCAUGACGCGCCCUAACAGCGCUAUGGCACGUAUCAUGCUGCGCGAGCAAACCGCUGGCUUCAACGGUGCCUGGGAAUACAAUCUCCAAUUCCUGACUUCCCUUGCCGAACGCCUCGUCAGCAUUCCUGGAGAAGUCUUGAUAUGUGACCGGAACGCCUUCGCGCCCACGCACUGGUUCUUUGAAUCCAAAGACGCCCUCUUCUUGCCCAACGAUGGCCUACCCUCGCCCGAGCCUAAGCGCAUUAAUAGCACGAAUCCCCUGGUGUUGUACGACAAUAUGGUGGCGAACAGAAGGAAUCGGAGGGGCUGGGAAAUGGAUUUUAGCGCGACGUAUAUGCUGCAUGCUUUUGGGCAGGGGCAGUAUAAUGAGUGGAUUACUCCGAAAAAGAUUCUCGAAAGGAAGAGCAAUUAUGGGAUUGCGACAUGGGCGAUUGUGAAGAGGAUGGUGGAGGAGGGUGUCGUGACUGGGGAGGAGGAUGACUAGUGAGAAGGCAGGGUUUAGAGACAAACAGGCGUCCUCCCCGACGAUAUGCCCUACCUGGCCAACGAUCCAACCCGCC
Molecule: messenger RNA, 1329 nt
Organism: Trematosphaeria pertusa
Lineage: Eukaryota; Fungi; Ascomycota; Dothideomycetes; Pleosporales; Trematosphaeriaceae
Exons: 1
Coding region: 90-1253 (387 amino acids)
Source: RefSeq, a predicted model, not a curated record